Molecule: messenger RNA, 1985 nt
Organism: Cetraspora pellucida
Lineage: Eukaryota; Fungi; Glomeromycota; Glomeromycetes; Diversisporales; Gigasporaceae
Source: the annotation of a GenBank genome assembly
UCGGAAUUAUAAAUUAUGGGAGUGAAAUCAACGCCGAUAUUUCAGCUGAUAGUCCCACUAGUACCCUUAAUGCAGCAGCAAGUACAGACGGCCCUAGUCCUAAUAGCACUAGUGCUAAAACUUGUGUAACACUCAAUACUUGCAGUAAAGCGAAGGCUAUGUGUGGAUCCGCAUUUGUUCCCCCUACGUUGAACGGUUCAAGUCAUUAUUCAGCGUCGACUUGUUAUAAAAGCGCGAAAUAUAAUUAUGCCAUUGAUGUUAUGAACAAAUGGCAAAGUGACUGUGCUGCUUUAGGUUUCGCAUUCACUAAUACAUCAGAUUCCACAUCAACUAACUCAAAUUCAGAUAAUUCCACCAACAUUAUGAUAUACUUAAUUAUGUGCGCAACAGCGAUUGCUAUAUUUCUUGGGGUUUUCAUCAUGUGGCACCUAAAGAAACGUAAAAUAAGACAAUCCGAAGAAGAUGAAAAUACUUAUGAUGAUCCGAUGGAUUAUUCAGAAAAAAAAGAAUAUGAUUAUGGAGUUGCCCACCAGCCAACAUUUCAACCUCAAAACAUUCAAAUGCAACAACGUGCAAAUGUAAUGAAUUCAAAUUGGAAUGAGUCGAAAAACACACUUGUAAACAGUUUGGAUUAUAUAUACGAUGCAACCCAGAAAUUUAAUACCUUAAAACAAUCAACAACUCGAGAAGUUAGUGCCUUCGAACAAACAGCAACUCGGGAAGUUAGUGCUUUUGAACAAACAGCAACUCGGGAAGUUAAUCCCUUCGAACAAACAGCAACUCGGGAAGUUGGUGCCUUUGAACAAACAGCAACUCAGGAAAUUAGUGCCUUUGAACAAACAGCAACUCGGGAAGUUAGUGCCUCCGAACAAACAGCAACUCGGGAAGUUAGUGCCUUCGAACAAACAGUAGCCCAGAAAGUUAGUGCCUCCGAACAAACAGCAACUCAGGAAGUUAGUGCCUCCGAACAAACAGUAAUUCAUGAAUCUAAUGCUCUCGAACAAACAGUAAUCCAGAAAGUUAAUGCCUCCGAUCAAACAGCAACUCAGGAAUCUAAUGCUCUCGAACAAACAACAACUCAGGAAUCUAAUGCUCUCGAACAAACAGCAACUCAGGAAUCUAAUGGUUUUGGACAAACAAUAACUCAAGAAUCUAAUGCCCUUGAACAAACAGCAACUCAAGAAUCUAAUACACAUGUAAUUCAAGAAUCUAAUGCUCUCGAACAAACAACCACUCAGGAAUCUAAUGAUCUCGAUCAAACAACAACUCAUGAAUCUAAUGCUCUCGAACAAGCAGCAACUCAGAAAAUUAGUGCCUCUGAACAAACAGCAACUCAGGAAUCUAAUACACUUGAACAAACAGCAACUCAGGAAUCUAAUACACUUGAACAAACAGCAACUCAGGAAUCUAAUGCACUUGAACAAACAGCAACUCAAGAAUCUAAUGCACUUGAACAAACAGCAACUCUAGAAUCUAAUGCACUUGAACAAACAGCAACUCAAGAAUCUAAUGCACUUGAACAAACAGCAACUCAAGAACCUAAUGCACUUGAACAAACAGCAACUCAAGAAUCUAAUGCACAUGUAAUUCAAGAAUCUAAUGUUCUCGAACAAGCAACAACUCAAGAAAAUAAUGUUCUCGAACAAACAACAACUCAAGAAUCUAGUACACUUGAACAAACAGCAACUCAAGAAUCUAAUGCUCUUGAACAAACAGCAGCAGGAAAAUUUGAUGCCCUUAAACAAGCAACGACCCAUGAGCAAAAUACAACACAAGAAUUUAAUGCUCUUGAUAAAUCAGCAGCUCAAAAAGUUAAUGAAAACUCAAUCUCACUAGAAAUUGGCAAUAACGAUCAACAGUAUAAUUACUAUUCCGAUGAUGACUAUAAUGGCUAUAACAGUUAUUAUCGUAACAUCACUUCAAUAAUAUGUGCUUUGAUUAUCAAACAGAAAAAUGAAAAAUUUUUUGGGAAGAAAAUUAUAUGA